This is a messenger RNA of Leptinotarsa decemlineata (Colorado potato beetle), 899 nucleotides long. Its product is annotated as piggyBac transposable element-derived protein 2-like. The record is from RefSeq and is a predicted model, not a curated record. NCBI's taxonomy places the organism in Eukaryota, Metazoa, Arthropoda, Insecta, Coleoptera, Chrysomelidae.
UCCCUUAGUGUGAUUGAAUAUUCUAGCGUGUUAUAUUUGCUGACUGCAAAAUGGAUAUAAACUUCAUAGAUGGGUUAACUCUGGAAGAAGCAUUGCAAAUGGCUUAUUCAGACGACCUCGAUGUUCGAAACAUCUUUAUAGAACCGCCAGAUGUGAAUGAAUUGACUGAUGAAGAUUCUGGCGAGGAGGAUGAAGGAGGGCUUGUUGACAAUUUGUCAAGAAAUCAACUGAAGGCAUCCGCUCAGUUAGAAGUUUUUCAAAACGAUUCCCUCGAAGAUGACGAACCAAUUACUCUCGACGAACAUAAUGAGGGGAUGCGCGAAAAUUUUGUAGAAGGAAACAAUCGAGAAGAAACUGUUUUCGCGCAAGCAGAAAAAAUUGAUUAUGACAAAAUUGAAUGGAUCGAAGGUGAUCUUAUGAUGACGGCGAAAGAAUUUCCUAAGGGAAAUUAUGAGAAUUUCAAAACUUUCACGCCUGUCGAAAUGUUCGAACUGUUCUUUGAUGAUGACAUGAUUGAUUUUUUCUUGGAAGAGACGACAAGAUAUGCCUUUUUCAAAAAUCAUCCCAAUCCCCAAAUAACUCGGGAGGAAAUGCGGUGUUUUCUCGCAAUCCUAAUAUUGUCUGGAUAUAACUGGAUGCCAGGCAAAAAAUUAUUUUGGGAUACUGCUGGAGAUUUGGGCAACCAAUUGGUUAUAGAGGCAAUGAGAAGAGAUCGGUUUUUGACAAUUUGGAAAUAUUUCCAUUUAGCAAAUAAUAAUGAUAUCGAUCAAUCCGAUAAGUACUACAAAUUGCGACCACUCGUAGAAAAAUUGCAAGCCAAAUUUAUGAAAUAUUACGUACCCGAGAGAGAUUUGAAUUACGAUGAAUCCAUGGUAAAAUAUUUUGGUAGGCAUUCAUGA